Messenger RNA from Thunnus maccoyii (southern bluefin tuna), 2724 nucleotides. RefSeq names its product bloodthirsty-related gene family, member 12 (gene btr12). Gene Ontology annotation, molecular function: zinc ion binding; protein binding. Lineage: Eukaryota; Metazoa; Chordata; Actinopteri; Scombriformes; Scombridae. The transcript is spliced from 8 exons. The coding region runs from base 35 to 1777 and encodes 580 amino acids. The record is from RefSeq and is a predicted model, not a curated record.
UGAAGGACUGUGGCGUUCCACGUCAGAGGAAAACAUGCAGAGCAUGAGCUCUCCGGGAGGCCGGGUCCUCUCCGAGGAGCAGUUCAGCUGCUCCAUCUGCCUGGAGGUGUUCGUGGAGCCUGUCUCCACCCCUUGCGGCCACAGCUUCUGCAAGGCCUGCCUGCAGGGCUACUGGAACCACAGCAAGAAGUUCUCCUGCCCCAUGUGCAAGAAAAGCUACCCCAAAAAGCCAGAGAUGAGCGUCAACAGGGUCCUGGCUGAAAUCUCCUCCCAGUUCCAGGGGCUGAUGAUGGCUGGAGGAGCAGGAGGGGCCGCGGGAGCCGGGGGAGCCGGGGGAACCGGGACAGCCUCUCGAGGAUCCACGCUGAAUCUGAGCUCAGAUUCAGGCCACGGGGGCUCUUCAGUGCUUGACACCGGGGAGUUCGCCCGAGCCGGGGAGGUCCCCUGUGAUGCCUGUAUUGGGAGGAAGUUAAAGGCGCUCAAGUCUUGUGUAAACUGCCCUGGAUCAUUCUGUGAGACCCACCUCAGACAUCAUAAAAAGGUAAAGUCUCUGACGUCUCAUCGUCUGAUCGAACCCACCUUCCACCUGGAGGAGAAGAUCUGUAAGAAACAUGAACGUCUUCUGGAGGUCUACUGCCGCACCGACCACACCUGCAUCUGCACGGCCUGCGCUGAAACGUCACACAAAUCCCAUGAAAUCGUCUCCGCUGACCACGAGUGGAAGAAGAAGAUGAGUAAUCUGGGAAAGAAGAGGUCAGAGCUGAAGCAUUUGAUCAAGGAAAGAGCCAAGAAACUGGAGGAAAUCAAACAAUCCAUCAAGGUCAUCAAGGCCAGUGCUCAGAAGGAGUUGGAGGAGAGCUGGCAGGUUUACGCCGAGCUGCAGCGCCUGGUGGAGCAGAGUCAGGCAGAGCUGGUGGAGCUGAUCGCCACACGCCAACGUGAGGCUGAGCGUCACGCUCAGGAGCUGGCCCGAGGUUUGGAGAAUGAACUGAGCCAGCUGAGGAGGAGGAGCAAUGAGCUGGAGGCCUAUGCACAGACCCAGGACAAAGUGGUCUUCCUGCAGAACCUGGUGACGCUGCAGCCCCCUCCUGAGCCCACUGAUUGGUCGGCGGUGAGCAUCAACACUGACCUUUAUCUGGGAACCAUCCGCUCCUCCGUCAGCAGCCUCAUGGACAAGUUCCAAGAGGAGCUUAAAAGAUUGUAUGGGAAAGAACUGCGGAAGGUGCAGAACUACUCAAGUGAGGUGAUUUUAGACCCUGGUACUGCCCAAAGGAACCUGGUUGUGUCCGACGACGGUCGCCAGGUGAGGUAUGAAGAACGCAAAUCCUCUCACUCCGAAGGCCCGAAACGCUUCAGCCCAGCCCUCUUUGUCCUGAGCAGAGAGGGUCUCAACUCUGGACGCCACUACUGGGAGGUGGACGUGGGGCGUAAGACAGCCUGGACGCUCGGCAUGACCCGUGCCUCGGCCCGCCGCAAAGGUGAGAUCAAGCUGAGUCCAGAGGGAGGAUACUGGUGCCUGUGGCUGAAGAACGGGGAGGUGAAGGCUCUGGCAUCGUCCCGUGUGCCUCUACCGCUGCCUUUCCAACCCCACAAAGUGGGAAUCUACCUGGAUUAUGAAGGAGGCCAGAUCUCCUUCUAUGACGUGAAGGCACGCCUGCAUCUCUACACCUUCAUAGACAACUUUAAUGAGAGUCUGUACCCUAUCUUCAGUCCUUGCCUCACCCAGGAUGGGAAGAACUCCUGUCCUCUCAUUAUAACCCCUGUUAAACACGCCUGACCUGACACCACACAUAUAGCUUUAGGUUAGAAAAGAAAAGGUUUGGUUGUAAAGUGCAGACAUUUUUAAAAAUUUUGAACAGGUGAUUUUGUCCUGUAGUUGGUGUUUCUAAAUGAAGCAACGUCAUGACGGUUUCCCUUGUUUUCAAAGCACUUUACUUCAAACAAAUUCCAAUCUCAUGAAAGCUAAAAAAGGAAACAAUUUUGCAUUUUAAAACGACACACUGCAAAAUUGAAACAGUCAGGUUAUGACAUUUUCUCAAUAAAAAAUCUGGUCCAAUAUAUAUCCUACUGUAUUGUGACUGUUUUAAAGCAAUAAAAAAGCAUGCAUUGUAUUACUAGUGUGUGUUUAGGUCAAUGGAAACCAAAAUGUAACAUUGAUGGUACUUUAUUGACUGACUACAUAUUACACUGACGUCAAUUUACAAUUUUGUUACUCAAAUGUCACAAGUAGCCAACUGUUUCUUCAUACUGUAAACUCUGAAAUUGUAUAUAAAAAAAACAAGACGUAGAUCAUAGUGCGAAAACAUGAGAAGGACUAGCGAGAAUUUCUACAAAGGUCAAGUUUUGAUCGGGGGUUCUCACUUUGUGCAGUUGGACAUGAUAAGGAGAUUUGUUAAUCUUGAGUGAUGCUACAGCUUUGGCACUUUUCCUUACAAUUUAAGUCUUUGUUUAACUGUAUCAAUAAGGCUUUGGAGACUUUACAGAUUAAAGCAAUGAAGUUAAUAUAUGCACAUUUAAUUUCUGGCAGUUUAGGCUUGUCUGGGGAGCCAAAAUGAAAGAUUUUUGUACGUACUGUAGUGUAGGACUAUGACAUUGUUUGAAACAGGCCUUUUUAAAAACAUAUCAUGGACACAGUAUUGUUUUAAGGACCAUGAAGCUAUGUGCUGUAUUUUUUAUAUGAAAUGAUUGCUUUUGUACCCUCUUUCUGAAUGUAUUCAAUAAACA